UUGUAGCGUCCUCAUGAUACUCAGUUUGUGCUCCAAUAGAUUAUGAGAGACAAACAUAAAAUCCUGAUCUGUGGCACUUACUGGUUAACCCUACACAUCGACUUCUGAAUUCAUUAUUGACGGGAAUUUUACAGCCUAAGAGAUCUAGCUCACGGCCCACUGUUAGUCAGCGGUGCUAGUUUUGUACUUUGUGCAAAUGUGUUGUAGUCAGCCAAGACUGAAGAAGUCGCUUGGAUAAGUUACAAAAUAUUUCUUGCACUGAAAACGUCACAUACAGAUGAACAGAAUCAACUUUCUGAGAAGAUUUGUCUAAUUAAUCUAUUACGUGAUUCUAAUGGAUUCAUUAGAAAUGUUACAUAAAGGCAUUUGUGUAGUUAAUGUCCAGAUUAAUAAUGCUAUGUAGUGGAUGAGGUCCAGGAUUGGCAAUGUAAUAUUAAAAAAAUUAACAAAUAGCACAAAAAUGAUACCAUCCUCCUGGAGAGCAAAGAGCAAAACUUGAACUACCAAAAUAAUACAGAAAACAGCAGCAGUAAAGCUGCUUGUUCAUACUGUCUUGCAUUUCAGGGUGUAAAUGGCAUUUUUCCAUGUGUCUCGGGUUUAUGUUAGAGUAACUCAACAAUGUGUUAAACUUUAAAUACAAGUGGUAUAAAAUACAUUAGAUGAAUACAGACAUGUAUAAUUUCAGACCAUAGUAUAUUUUACUAUAGUUUUAAACCUCAAAAGCCAAAAUGGCAUUCUCAAGUAAGACAUGUAGUUUAGCUUCCCUUUAAACACCUAACAGACGUGCUGCAAAAUAUACUGACUGACACAGACACUUUCAAAAACAGACACUUGUAUAGUUUCUCAGUACUCAGACUUCACAGUACUGACACAAAGAUAUGAUGUAACAGGUAGUUUAUAGUUGAGUAAGACAGGCCCUGCCAGCCUUUUAAAGAGAAAGAUGGGUAAUAAAAUAAUUGUUCCCACAAACUAAACACAAUGCAUGUUUACUUGUGGCCGUUGUUAUUCAAAGCUCACUCCUUUCCGCCUGUGACUGUCCAUUGUAAUCGUGGAACUCGCAACAGACAGGAAAUACAGAGAAAUAAAGAGGAAAGUCACUCUUCAAGAUUUCCAAGGUGUUUCCUUUGCUGUUACAAUGUGUGCGGACGUCAGAGAGCAAGAAUAUUCUGAAUCGCUGUUCUUCCUCAUUACCCAUCAUGCAAUGUGGGAAAAGGAACACUCCUCUUGUUUACCUGGAAAAACACAGAGACGACAACUAUUAGCCGAAGGGAGAGGAACAAACGAAAGCAGAAAGAAACAGACUUAGGUUUGUCCUGCUAAGCAUGACUCGGGUGUUCCGCUUCGUGUGGAUGAGUCAGAUCCUUUUUAUAUGUACUUCUGGAUAUUGCUUCCCUGCCGUCUUGCAUUUCUAAGGUGUGUGCGAGAGAAGUGGGACGUCAGAGUGGGAGGGGCUGCAGGGCUUCCUCUGUGUGGACUAACUGUUCAUAUGGUAAACAGAGGGUCACGUGGGCCAACAGUGCUGAAGCAGUUAGGAGAAAAGGGAGGGAAAGAAACAAGGAGAGGGCGUAACUUGAUACACAGGAGGACUUUGGCCUGCUUCAUGUGCAGGAGGCGGUACUUUCACCCUGAGUCUAGAGGACAUUGGAUUACACACCAAAAAGAAGGGAAACAAAAGAUCUGAGUGCCAUGUUGUGGUUAAAGUGAAGUUUGGCCUGCCUCAUCGGGUUCAGUCCUUUUAUUUAGAUUUAUCUGGACACUUUUUAAAAUCUGUUCUCUGUGGGAAAAGCCAGUGUCUUCCUAGUUUGUAAUCUCUUCAUAGUUUCUUCCGGGUAAAAGAAGAAUCAAGAUGCCCACCUUCACUGUGGUGCCAGUGGAGGAUGUGGAAGAUGGCAGCAACAGUGGAGCUGCAGCUGGAGGGAACAGACCUAUCAGCUUGGGCAAAAUCUUUUCAGAGGAGCAAGAGGCUGACAGUGCAGAGGAUCCUUUUUCAGGAGAUGACAACCGGAGGGAGUCCUCUGCAUUCAUCAACCCAGACAUGGACACAGAGACCUACUAUGAAGGCAAGAAUAUGGCCUUGUUUGAGGAAGAAAUGGACAGUACGCCCAUGGUUUCAUCUUUUCUCAACAAACUGGCUAAUUACACCAACCUAACCCAGGGUGUUCGUGAGCAUGAGGAAGCCGAGGAUGGAGUCAGGAGGGCUGCAGUCAUGGUCCCCCAUAUGGGAACAUUCAUUGGGGUCUACCUGCCCUGCAUGCAGAACAUUCUGGGGGUGAUUCUCUUUCUGCGCCUCACCUGGAUUGUCGGCACAGCAGGAAUUCUCGGAUCUUUCGCCAUUGUCUCCAUGUGCUGCAUCUGCACAUUGCUCACAGCUAUAUCAAUGAGUGCCAUUGCAACAAAUGGAGUUGUCCCAGCCGGUGGCUCGUAUUACAUGAUCUCCAGAUCCUUGGGUCCAGAGUUUGGAGGUGCUGUGGGACUUUGUUUGUACCUGGGAACCACCUUCGCUGGAUCCUUGUACAUUCUUGGAACCAUAGAGAUUCUUUUGCUCUACAUCAUUCCACCUGAAAAAGUGGUCAAAGAAACAACGGCCAACGACAUGCGAAUCUAUGGCACCUGCUGCCUGCUCCUGAUGGCACUGGUUGUGUUUGUAGGGGUGAAGUAUGUGAACAAGCUGGCUCUGGUGUUUCUGUCCUGUGUGGUUCUGUCUAUCAUGGCCACUUACGCAGGAGCCAUCAAGACGGCCAUCAAACCCUCAAACUUUAGUGUCUGUCUGUUGGGGAACCGCACUCUGAAGAAUGAAAUGUUUGAAAAGUGCGCAAAAACAGAUGUGGAGCUCUGGAACCUUUUUUGUGACAGUCCAUAUCUCAACGCAACCUGUGACGAGUACUUCGCCUUAAACAACCUGACCGAGAUCCAGGCCACACCGGGAGUCCUGGGGGAAGUCAUCAACGACAACUUGUGGGGCAAUUAUGGCCCAGACAACAUGGUGAUAGAGAGGAAAAACCUGUCUUCUGUACCAGCCGAGGCCAACAACGACAAACUUAAGAACUACGUCUUCAACGAUUGGGCCACCUACUUCACUCUGCUGGUGGGAAUAUACUUCCCCUCUGUCACAGGUAUAAUGGCUGGUUCUAACAGGUCAGGUGAUCUCAGAGACGCCCAGAGAUCCAUCCCAAUAGGAACCAUACUGGCUAUUCUCACCACAUCCUUCAUCUAUAUCUCCUUUGUGGUCUUGUUUGGAGCCUGUAUUGAAGGAGUGGUCCUGAGAGACAAGUUUGGUUUCUCAGUAAAGACGAAACCUGUCAUCAGCAUUCUGGCCUGGCCAUCACCGUGGGUGAUUGUGAUUGGCUCAUUUUUUUCCUGCUGCGGGGCGGGACUGCAAAGCCUUACAGGUGCCCCCCGGCUGUUGCAGGCCAUUGCUCGCGACGGCAUCAUUCCUUUCUUACAGGUCUUUGGUCAUGGGAAGGCUAACGGUGAGCCCACCUGGGCUCUGCUGCUGACUGUUGGGAUCUGCGAGAUAGGAAUCCUUAUUGCCUCUCUGGAUCAUGUAGCCCCCAUCCUCUCCAUGUUUUUCCUCAUGUGCUAUCUGUUUGUCAACCUGGCCUGUGCUGUCCAGACUUUGCUCUGCACCCCCAAUUGGAGACCUCGCUUUAAGUUCUAUCACUGGACUCUGUCCUUCUUAGGGAUGAGUCUUUGUCUCUCCCUCAUGUUCAUCUCCUCCUGGAUCUACGCUCUGGUCGUCAUAGUGAUAGCCGGCUGUAUCUACAAAUACAUUGAAUACAAAGGGGCAGUGAAGGAGUGGGGAGAUGGAAUCAGAGGUCUGUCCUUAAAUGCAGCACGCUACGCUCUCAUCCGGCUAGAGGAGGCACCGUUACACACCAAAAACUGGAGGCCUCAGCUGCUGGUGUUGUGUAAACUGAACUCAGACCUGGAGGUGACACACCCUCGUCUCCUGUCCUUCGCCACGCAGCUCAAAGCGGGGAAGGGGCUGACCAUCGUCUGCUCCGUCCUGGAGGGGACAUACAUGACCCGAGGGGACGAGGCCAAGAAAGGAGAGCAGAACUUGAAAGCAGCCAUGGCUGCGGAGAAGACAAAGGGUUUCUCUCACGUCGUGGUGUCGUCCAGCCUGCGAGAUGGUUUCUCCAUCCUCAUUCAGUCAGCUGGACUGGGGGGAAUGAAGCACAAUGCCGUGCUGAUGGCCUGGCCAACAGGCUGGAAACAGGACCGGGACUCCUCCGUAAGGAGAAACUUUAUAGAAACCGUUAGAGAGACGACUUCGGCACAUCAGGCUCUGCUCGUAGCCAAGAACAUCGACCAUUUCCCUGCUAACCAGGAGCGUCUGAAGGAGGGCACCGUUGAUGUGUGGUGGAUCGUACAUGAUGGUGGACUGCUCAUGCUUCUGCCUUUCUUACUUAGUCAGCACAAGGUAUGGAGGAAGUGCAAAAUGCGAAUCUUCACUGUGGCACAGAUGGAUGACAACUCCAUUCAGAUGAAGAAAGAUCUCCAGAUGUUUCUCUACCAACUGCGUCUAAAUGCAGUGGUGGAGGUAGUGGAGAUGCAUGACAGUGAUAUCUCAGCUUUCACCUAUGAGAAGACGCUGGUGAUGGAGCAGAGAUCUCAAAUGCUCAAACAGAUGCAGCUGUCCCGCACAGAGAGGGAGAGAGAGAUUCAGAGCAUCACGGAUGUAUCGCGUGCCUCCAUAAAGAGGAAGAAGUGUUCGAGUGCCGACGCCCCGCCCCUCUACUCUCAGUGCAUUCCAGAGGAUGAGGCUCAGCUGAUUCACGACCGGAACACAGCAUCUCAUUCUGCAGCGAAUGACAAGGCUGCUGGCGCCACUUCUGAUCGUGUCCACAUGACCUGGACCAAAGACAAACUGCAGAAUGAGAGGAACAAACACAAAGAAAACAUGGCAGUGAAAGACAUGUUCAACAUGAAACCUGAGUGGGAGAAUCUCAACCACUCUAAUGUGCGGAGGAUGCACACAGCGGUGAAACUGAACGAGGUGGUGGUGAAGAAAUCCUGUAACUCGGAGCUCGUCUUGCUGAACAUGCCGGGCCCACCAAAGAACAAGAAAGGGGAUGACAACUAUAUGGAGUUCCUGGAAGUUUUAAUGGAAGGUCUAGACCGUGUACUGUUGGUUCGGGGAGGAGGUCGGGAGGUCAUUACUAUCUACUCCUAGCGCAAAGAGGUUCCUAUUUUUUUGGACGUGUACUUUAAACAAACCAUGUUUGGACACAAAGGCUUUAAGGUGGGACAGUGACAACAGACUUUGUUUUUUAAGAAGUCCAGUAUUUCCAACCUCCUUAGAUUACAAUAACCUGGAUGACUGAUGAAGAGAAGAGUGCCACAUUUGGACAACAAGGGACUCUGCAUACAGCACAGCCUCAGCUUAGUGCAGAGUCUGGAAGUGAAGAGGAUUGACUACAGACAGACCACUAGGGGCUCCACCACUCCAACUCCUCCAGAUGAAAAAACAUGAACUGCAGCUUGUUUUUGUUGCCUUUAGUGCAAUCGUUGGUUUCACUGAGACAUGCAGAUAUAGUGGAAACUGUCCUUUUACAGAGUACCCUAAAGAUCACAGCAAUGACUUUUAUAGGAAUACUUUUGCGUUUGGCAAUAACAUUCAAUGAUAUUUCCUUUGUGAUCUUUAUUAUUUAUUUCCGUGCCAGUUGUGACACUUCAUUGUAACAAAUGUUUUACUUUGGGAUGAUUAAAUGAGUUGAACAUGUUUUUUAGCCAAUAUUGUGAAAGAAUAUCAAAUGUGGAAUAAUGUGUUGAUGACCAUGAACAAACGUAUGCUGCUCGUAACACACUAGGCCAUUACUGUUUUUGUUGCCACAGAUGGGAAUGUGCCAAGCAUAAUGAAGAUGUAAUAGAGUGAAAAUGAUACAGAUGAUUUGCUGGUUUCAACGUUUCAGGACAUUUUAAUUAUUGAUGAGUUUGACUGAGUUUUUGUAUGUUGUCAUAAUGUUAGUCUGUGAGCUCUUUCCUUAGACGCCACUACAGCUAGUGGCAAAGGAUGCAAUAUGGAGUCUCUAUAGUAGUGUUGUUGUUGUUGUUUUCAUCAUAGGUUAGUACUGAUUCAUCUCUUUUUAGGAUGUUAUUUAGCAAAAAACAAAUAUAACUUAAAGUCUGUAUAAUAA
Molecule: messenger RNA, 6140 nt
Organism: Maylandia zebra (zebra mbuna)
Lineage: Eukaryota; Metazoa; Chordata; Actinopteri; Cichliformes; Cichlidae
Product: solute carrier family 12 member 7
Biological process (GO): cell volume homeostasis; chloride ion homeostasis; potassium ion homeostasis
Cellular component (GO): plasma membrane
Molecular function (GO): potassium:chloride symporter activity
Source: RefSeq, a predicted model, not a curated record